AUGCCAUUCAGAGAGAUAUUUUCCAUCCAAAGGGGGAAUUAUAAGAACUAUGGUCCAGAGGCGUUAGAUAAUGCUUACCAAGCAGUAAAAGGGGGGAUGAGUGUACAUGGUGCUGCAAAACGGUUUCAAGUUCCCUUGACAACUUUAAGAGAUAGAGUGGAUGGACGAAUAAAUAUUGAUGUAGCAUCAUCGGGACCUCCACCUCUGUUUACCCAGGAACAGGAAUCUUACAUAGUGGAGCAUGUAAAGACAAUGUCCGAGAUAGGGUAUGGAUAUACCCGAGCAGAGGUGUUGAACCUGGCCUCUGACUACGCGGUAGAUCUUGGUAUAAGGGAAAAGGGGAAAGAGUUAACCAUGAAAUGGUAUUACAACUUUAUGAAGAGGUGGCCGGAGCUUCAUACAGUAAAACCCUCAGGGUUGUCAGAGUUAAGAGCGAAAGCAGCAUCUCCAGAAUGUAUCAGGAAGUACUUUGAAGAGUUGAACACCAUCAUUAACAGGUAUGGACUAGGAGAUAAGCCUCAACUUAUAUUCAAUGUUGAUGAAAAGGGAAUAAAUACUGGUGGGUCAAAGCCUCCAAACAUUGUUGCAGCAAAGGGGAUGGCAGCUCAAGUUGUAACAUCUGAAAGAUCUCAAACAAUUACUGUUAUUGGGUGUGGGAAUGCAGUGGGGUGCAGUAUUCCUCCAUUUCUGGUGUUUCCAGGUAAACGGUUGUUACCUGAAUUAUUGGAUGGUGCAACCACAGGCUGUGAUGGGGCAAUGAGUGACACAGGGUACUCCAAUACUGAAAUUUUCAAUAAUUAUGUCAAAAAUCAUUUCACCAAAUUCGUCUCUGGGAAACCCGGACAGCCAAUUUUGCUUCUGUAUGAUGGUCACAGAAGCCAUACAUCUCUUUCAUUAAUCCAGUGGGCCCGUGAAAAUAACAUCAUUCUGUUUGUCCUCCCGCCUCACACGAGUCAUCUUUUACAGCCAAUGGAUGUUGGCUGUUUUGGUCCAUUUGAGACUCUGUAUCAGCAAUAA
Molecule: messenger RNA, 1017 nt
Organism: Saccostrea cuccullata (small rock oyster)
Lineage: Eukaryota; Metazoa; Mollusca; Bivalvia; Ostreida; Ostreidae
Exons: 2
Coding region: 1-1017 (338 amino acids)
Cellular component (GO): nucleus
Molecular function (GO): DNA binding
Source: RefSeq, a predicted model, not a curated record